CGCCUCUCCUUCUUCCGCGGCGUCAACGGCGCCAGCCACAGCGCGAGCGACGAGCCAGAGAGAGAGCGCGAUCCCCUGCGCUGCCUGCAGCCUGAGCCUUGGGCCGGCCGGCUAGCCAGUGCGCGUGCGCGGCGGCGGCCUCCGCGGCGACCCGGGAGCAGACAGGAGGGCGGGCGAACAAACGAGCAGGGCGCGAGGCGAGGCCGAGCCACGAGCGACAUGGGGGACCGGGAGCAGCUGCUGCAGCGGGCGCGGCUGGCAGAGCAGGCGGAGCGCUACGACGACAUGGCCUCUGCCAUGAAGGCGGUGACAGAACUCAAUGAACCGCUUUCUAACGAAGAUCGAAACCUCCUCUCUGUGGCCUACAAGAAUGUGGUUGGUGCCCGGCGAUCUUCCUGGAGGGUCAUCAUCAGCAUUGAGCAAAAAACCAUGGCUGAUGGAAAUGAAAAGAAAUUGGAGAAAGUUAAAGCUUACCGGGAGAAGAUUGAGAAGGAGCUGGAAACGGUGUGCAAUGAUGUGCUGGCUCUGCUUGACAAGUUCCUCAUCAAGAACUGCAAUGAUUUCCAGUAUGAGAGCAAGGUAUUUUACCUGAAAAUGAAAGGUGAUUACUACCGCUACUUGGCAGAGGUAGCUUCCGGGGAGAAGAAAAACAGUGUGGUUGAAGCUUCUGAGGCGGCCUACAAGGAAGCCUUUGAAAUCAGCAAGGAGCACAUGCAGCCGACGCACCCCAUCCGGCUGGGCCUGGCCCUCAACUUCUCUGUGUUCUACUACGAGAUUCAGAAUGCGCCCGAGCAGGCCUGCCUCUUAGCCAAACAAGCCUUUGAUGAUGCCAUAGCUGAGCUGGACACACUAAAUGAGGAUUCCUAUAAGGACUCCACGCUCAUCAUGCAGUUGCUGCGAGACAACCUCACCCUCUGGACAAGCGACCAGCAGGAUGAAGAAGCAGGAGAAGGCAACUGAAGAGCCUUCGGGUCCCUGGCCCUCCCUUCACCCACCACCCCCAUCAUCACCAAUUCUUCCUUGCCACAAUCACUUAAUAUCUAGUGCUAAACCUAUCUGUAUUGGCAGCACAGCUACUCAGAUCUGCUCUCCUGACCCUUGGGAAACAGGUUCAGAUAAAUCUUCAUGGGCAUUACUGAUGGUUGCUUUCAGCCCACAGGAGCUCCUGUUUCAAAUUGUGCAGACAAGUGUGUUCCGAAUGAGGCAUUUUACCGUGCCUAUUGAUCUGUGUGAAAUCCAGGCGAAAGCAAUGGGGAAGUUUAGAAAGGAGGAUUAGCCAAAACAGGCUACAAUGAUAUUUAAAUUAUCCAUUUAAAACAAGCUGAUAAUGUUUUGUUAAGCAGUACAUCUGUGCAUGCAAAAAUGAAUUCACCCCUCCCACCUCUUUCUUCAGCUAAUGGAAAACUGUUAAGGGAAGCUGAUACAAAGAGACCACUUGCUCCUUUCCAUCAGCUUUAUAAUAAACUGUUUAAAGUGAGGUUUCAGUAGCGCCUUGUUUUGCCUCUUUAAAUUAAUGAUGUGCACAAACCUUCUUUUCAGUGCAAUGCAUCUAACGUUUUGAUACCUGUAACUUUUUGUUGUUGUUGUUGUUGCGAUUGUUUAGAAUCAUGGAUUUAUUUUUUGUAACUCUUUGGCUAUUGUCCUUGUGUAUCCUGACAGCACCAUGUGUGUCAGCCCAUGUCAAUUAAGAUGGGUGAUUAUGAAAUGCCCGACUUCUAAAUUAAAUGUUUUGGAAUUCAAUGGGUAAAUAAAUGCUGCUUUGGGGAUAUUA
This is a messenger RNA of Hipposideros armiger (great roundleaf bat), 1771 nucleotides long. RefSeq names its product tyrosine 3-monooxygenase/tryptophan 5-monooxygenase activation protein eta (gene YWHAH). Bases 220 to 960 code for a protein of 246 amino acids. Lineage: Eukaryota; Metazoa; Chordata; Mammalia; Chiroptera; Hipposideridae. The record is from RefSeq and is a predicted model, not a curated record. The transcript has 2 exons.